AGCUUCUCACAAACUCAAAACUACUUUUCGUGACCUUUUAUAAGUCACCAAUAUCACGAGCGCCCUCAACAUGAUUUCCAUAUUCCCUUUGCAACGCUUUUGAGAGAAAAUAUGGAAAUAAAUCAAAAUACAAUAACAACUUUCAAACACAUAAAUUUACAUAAAAUAAGUCUAAGCUCUAUAAACACAUUUACAUACGCUCUUCCCCCCGCUUGGGCGCUCUCUCUUACACUCUCAUCGGCUUUUUGUCAUGCUGGCAAUCUUAUCUAUUUCGUUCACCGCAAAUAUAUAGGACCACCAUUUGGUUUGGAUGUAUAUGGCGGCAGCAACAGCAACAGUAACAACAAUAAACAACACAAUGGCAGCGGCAACAACAUCAAUAGCAACCACAACAAUAACAACAAUAUUAAUAACUUGCAAUGCAACAGCAACAACGAGCAGCCGAGCAAACCCACCGCACUGACGGUUGGUCACGUGCCAACGUACUCGUGCAACAGCAAUGCUGGCGGUGGCGAUGGCGUCGGUGGCAGCAGCGACAACAGCAACAAUAUUUACACUAGCCGCGCUAAUGGUACGAAUGACGGCGCAGGUGACGCCGCUGUCGGCGAUCGCACCGCAAAAUGUGAUGCAACUACAAAAUUAGCCGCAGCAACAACAACGAAGGCGGCGGACGCAACGAGAACAACGACAACGGCAACAACAAUACAAACGGGCUGUGACAUUGGCACAGCGGGCGUGUCAAGAGCGCUUAUGUCGCUGACAGCAGCGGCGUAUGUCCGCAAAACCGCGAAACCGCCAGCAGUUUCAGGGUCCACAGGCCUGCACUAUCCGUCAGCCGAAAAUAAUUACUCCACCAAGUCGAACAACAUCUGCAGCAGUCUAGCCAGCGCGCAGGAUACAUUGUGGCGUGUGAAAAUGGCUGCCGCACAACAGCACUCCUCCGCCGCGGUGGCAGCGGCGGCGGCGGCGGCAGCAGCUGGCGCACAAAUCUACAUCGAACAGCCGCCCGGUUCGAUAGCGUAUGGCACUUGUCUGGAUCCGCUAACGCAAUGCGUCGUCGACUAUGUCGGAUAUCCGGUGCCACCGCCGCCGCAUAUAACGCAGGCAUCCGCCGCCGCCGCCGCAACGGUGGCAACGUCGACGGCUGGCACUUGUGGCAAUGGCAUUCCGCACGAUUUUUCAAGCUCCGGCAGCAGUCAAAGUCCUUGCGCGCCCGCCAACAGCGGGUUGAGUGUCGUCAGCCAAGCCGCCGCUAUGGGCGAGAGCGGUCAGCGGCAGGAGUAUGUGGAGGAGCUGCAACAGUUGCACGAGCAGCAACUACAGCACCAACAGUAUCAGCAUCAGUUGCAGCAACAACAUCAGCAACAGCUGCAAUCACCGCCACAGCCGCCACAACGUUUUGGCACAUUGAAAAAGUCGCGUCAGCAACAACAGCAGCAACAGCAACGCAUGGAGCAGCAGUUAGGUAAGUGUGACCAGUAUUAAUAACGCUCUUUUAUUGGUGUGUGUAUGUGUGUUUGCCAAAAUGAGGUGCUAAAGUGGAGGAACCAAGUAGAGAAGCCUCAAGAAUUGAUUGCAUUUGCAGCUAAUAGCACCGCGUUUGUAUGUGUGUGACUCCUUGCGGAAGCGCUGAAGUUCAAGUUUGCGUUUACUGCUGAUUCCCGAAAUUCGUAAUUGAAAUGCUGUGUGUGCGCAGCAGUUAAUUUUCCAAUCGGCAGUCAAGCAAUAAGCGCGGAGCCGCAGGUACUAUCGAUUGACUUGGGAAAGACAAAGCAGAGCGUAUCGCGGCUUUGGUUGACAGCGAAUUAAUGGUCUCGAAUCGUGACCAUAAAUUCCGUGAUUUAAAUACUUUUAGUUCAGCACAUUUUGCUCUAGGUGAGAUUAGCUGAGUUGCUUGGGUGUUUAAGCCAGAUUUUCGCUUUCACAUAC
Messenger RNA from Bactrocera dorsalis (oriental fruit fly), 1929 nucleotides. RefSeq lists its product as uncharacterized. Bases 112 to 1485 code for a protein of 457 amino acids. The transcript has 2 exons. Lineage: Eukaryota; Metazoa; Arthropoda; Insecta; Diptera; Tephritidae. The record is from RefSeq and is a predicted model, not a curated record.